AUGUACACGUACAGCAUUCGGGGUAAAUGGAUGCGGACAGCCGAGAGACUACAUGUCCAAUAUGGCCCUAUUGUUCGCGUUGGACCAAAUCACCUAGCUGUUGACGGAUCCGUCGCCUGGACUGAAAUCUAUGCCAACCGAGGCGCAGGUAAAAGCGAAUACCCUAAGCCGAGAGGUUUUUUCUUCAACGGCGAUGAGACGAGUAUCUUGGCCGCACCUCGUGAUGUUCAUCGCCGUCUUCGCCGUCACUUGAGUCACGCCUUUAGCGAGUCAGCUUUGGUCGAACAAGAGGGGAUCAUCGCUUCAUACAUUGAUUUGCUCAUGGCUCGUCUGUCCGAACGGGCGGGUAAGGGAUCCAAGAUCAACAUUGUAGAUUGGUUGAAUUUCGCGGCCUUUGACAUCAUUGGGGACUUAACGUUCGCGGAUUCGUUUGACAGUUUGCGAAAUAGCGGCUAUCAUCCGUGGGUUCGAAACAUCUUCAAGAACAUCCAGGCUGCUUCCUACACCUGGUUUGCCACCAACUACCCCCCGCUGCAGACGGUGAUGCGCACAUUCACGAGCAAUGAAACGGUAAAGAUAUCGCAAUACAACCAACAACUUGCAGUGGAAAAGGCCUUGGCUCGCAUGAGUUUGGGGCCCGAGCCCGCAGAUGGACGUCGCGACUUCAUGACAUACAUGCUUCGCAAGACACGGACAGGAGAAGAAGGAAUGACACAAGAGGAAAUUCUCGCCACCGCGCCUGUUCUUGUGACUGCAGGCAGCGAGACAACCGCCACGCUGCUUUCGGGGUUUUUCUUCUAUUUGCCAUCCAAUCCAACCGCGUACUGGCGACUAACGGAGGAAAUCCGCUCAACUUUCAACAGUGAGGAUGACAUCAACAUGCGUAGUGCAUCAUCGCUGCCAUAUCUGCAGGCCUGUCUCGAAGAAGCAUUACGCAUAUAUCCUCCAGCUGCUGAGACACCUUGGCGAGUAUCCCCCGGCGACAUGCUUCUAGACCAGUUUGUUCCUGCCGGAACACACAUCUCCGUCUCCCAGUGGGCUACGUAUCGCAAUCCCAAAUACUUCAAAGAUGCAUCUUCAUAUGUGCCCGAGCGUUGGUUGCUUCCGGCUCAUCCACACUACGAUGCCCAAUUCAACAAUGAUAACAAAUCGGCCUUCAAACCUUUUAGUAACGGUCCACGAGACUGCAUUGGCAAGAACCUCGCAUACGCAGAGAUGAGGCUUAUUGUUGCGCGAUUUUUUUUCCGCUUUGAUUACGAACUUUGUCCAGAACAAAGUGGAUGGCAUCACGACCAGCGGAGUUACAAAAUUGGUAUCGUCACUGAGCAUGGCGACGUUGAACAGAGGUUCCUAGAGAGCGCUACUCAGCGAAACGGCACACUACAGGAGGACUUUGACUUACCUGAUUACUCCACUGCUAUUUAUCUCGACUCAUCGCAAUUUUGA
This is a messenger RNA of Trichoderma breve, 1446 nucleotides long. RefSeq names its product cytochrome p450 domain-containing protein. Bases 1 to 1446 code for a protein of 481 amino acids. Gene Ontology annotation, molecular function: heme binding; monooxygenase activity; iron ion binding. The record is from RefSeq and is a predicted model, not a curated record. The transcript is spliced from 3 exons. NCBI's taxonomy places the organism in Eukaryota, Fungi, Ascomycota, Sordariomycetes, Hypocreales, Hypocreaceae.